This is a messenger RNA of Polypterus senegalus (gray bichir), 1143 nucleotides long. RefSeq lists its product as uncharacterized. The coding region runs from base 1 to 1143 and encodes 380 amino acids. The transcript is spliced from 8 exons. The record is from RefSeq and is a predicted model, not a curated record. Lineage: Eukaryota; Metazoa; Chordata; Cladistia; Polypteriformes; Polypteridae.
AUGCUGGUGAAGGUGAAUUAUCUUCAGGUGAAGAAAUACAUCAAAUUGCAAGAUGGGUUCACAUUUGAGGAGUUUCUAAACAAAGCAAAUGAUGCACUUCAAGUCUUUGAUGAGACAAAUACUAAUGUGGAGGAAGAUAUUUUUCAAGAGUUGGUUCAGAGCAACCCACAGAUAUGCUUCACAUCUCUCCUUUUUAAAAAAAAAAUUUCACCCACAGCUACCUCAACACCAAGUACAUGCACUGAUCCACUUUCAAACUCCAGUGAUGUAGAAGGGUUGGAGAGAACUAAACUGAACCUGUCUGCAAGCUCAAACUUUAAUAAUGGCAGAGAAAUCACAAGUGCUGAAAAGGCAAAACAGAUUGUUCAAAAUGCCCUGAAAGAGAAACCUGGUGGUUUGGAUGUUCUCGAAGAAUAUGAGCUAACUAAAACACUGAAGCACAGCACGAGACUACAGCUUGUUAAUGUUCUUGUUAGCCAUAUGACAGAGGUUCAUGGGAGGAUUCCCACACUUAAACAGAGAGAGACGUAUGCCUUGGGCAUUGUUUCUCUUUUCCCUGCUCUAAGAGACCCAUAUUCAUCGAAGGGCUAUGUAAAUCAAGACUUUAUUUUGCUGUUUAAUGCUGAAACAUCUGCAAAAUUGCUUGAGCAGUGGGAGAUGGCAUUCAAGCCAAAAGUCAUUGAAGAAGCAAAGUCUCUCACUUUGACAGCAGAACUUCAAAGUCACAUCAGUGCAGCAGAGAAACAACAGUCUGAACACGGGAGAAAGAAAGUUAAAAUCAGUCCCACUGAUGCUGUUGACAGGCUUGUACAUUUUCAUAAGUCCUGUACCAGCAUUGAAGAACAUCUCAUGGGAAGAGAAAGCCACCAACCAUACCUACUUGCAGUAGGACGAACCAACAAGAGGAUUGACAAUUUUUAUGUCGUUGUUGACAAGCAGCUCAUCCCCUGUCUAGGAACCACCUCCCUGAGUGCCAUAGAUGAACUUUUCAAAGUUCAUUACGUCUUUAACCUAACCUAUGAGGAAUCCCUGGCAAAUGUCUACACCUUUCUACAGACAACAGUCUACAACAUUGACAUAGGUCUAACAAACGAGUCGCCAAGAGUAAGAGAACUAUGUGUGCAAUUGUUAAACAAUGUUUAA